GGACAGCGCAUAUCUGCCUAUGAAAAUGCAGCAGUCACACCGAACACGCAACAGAUGAUGGGCUUCAAGGUCGUGAAACGCGCUGGGCCUCCACCAUCAGAUGGCCUUUCGCUGAGGGACUUCCCUAAUGAGAUCUUGACGCAGAUCCUAUCACACCUUCACCCUGACUCGCAUGGAGCGGUUGCUCUCGUCUCGAAGAGAUUCUACGCCCUGGUGACCGAACCACACGCAUGGAGGAUGGCAUUUCUGCGCUAUUUUCCUGGUGAAGGAGCUCUCCUCAGGUUGCCACACCGCAACGCAAUCCUGGAGGGCGGCGAUAAAGAGGAUGAGAAUGUAGUGCGGUCAGAAUUCCGGCACUUCACCCGCCUGACGUCCAUGGCCUCGUGGCGCAGCGAGUAUCUGCUUCGAACCCGCCUUCUGCGUAGCGUCGCGCGCGGGAAGCCGGGACCCAGCUCAGGAGGAGGUGCUGGGUCUUCGUCGCGGUCUUCACACUCGAACAAAAAGGGCAGCGCCGUCUUAACCUACAACUCGAAGCUCCCCUGGAUGAUCAGCAAUGUCCACGCUGUGUUCGAUAAUUCCAACAAGGGCCCCAAGGUCAUAGUCGGCACGACUGACUUGUGCGUAUCUACUGUCAGCGACCCAUCUACGGGAAAGGUGGAGAAAUGGGGCCUCGAUGAUCCGUUCGCCUUCGCCCAGCUAGACGAGUUAUUUCCAAACUUGGAACCAUACGGACUCGCGGACGGCCCUGCUGCUGUCUAUAAUGUCAUGGAUCUGAGUCAGCCUUACGGUAUGGUUGGCGGUGAAGGCUUCCCUGGCGGCCGGCCGUAUUUCCGUGGGACCAGCGACGUGCGUGGCAGGUACCUGGGCGGCUCGGACAGCUCCAUCAUCGACAUGAGCCCCGAGGUGCCCAAAAUCCCCGAGCUGAUGGAAUCCAUCUGCAGUGUAUGGAUCGCCAAGUCUUCGGCAGUGCCUGUGAUGACUCAACACAUGGUUGGCAUGAUGACGGGCUCGUCUCUCGGUGUGGUGACUACAUACGCUCUUGGCCAUGAUGCCAAUGGCCCGCGAUACAAGGCAGGGGACAUGACUGCUCGCUGGGUUCUCAGUCCGGGCGUGCCCAUCAUCGCGCUCAAGGUGGAUGAUAGCUACAACCACAAGCGAAGAAGUCUCGGACGGGUCUGGGCAUGUGCUGUCAAUGCGCUUGGAGAGUGCUUUGUCCUGACAGCGACACCAGAUCCUCCGACGGAGGCGAUGAGGAAAGACCUAGACGUAACCAAAGCGGCCUGGCUGGCUGGCCGCUCGGUGUACUGGGAACUCAUCGAGGCGACUCGCCGCCAGGCCCGUCCAGAUGGGCUUGACAAGAACGCAGUGCGCGGUGGAUACUCGCCCCGGUCUCCCAGUCAUGCUAUGGGGUUAAGCAAGGAGCAGAUCGUAGCUGAAGCUCGCGAGAUCGAGAAGUUCCUCCGCUACGAGCCGGCUCAUUUCAGGAGAGUCUGUGAAGGCUGGGACAUGCGGCGGCGGGUCGAGGUCGACUUUGCUGAAGAAAUCGUGCUCGUGAUCCGCUGCAUUCAAGACGAGGAUCACCCUGCCGAGAUUCUUCGCUACAAUAGACUGAGUUCCUCCAGUGACAUGGGUCAGUUGGGAACAGCAACACCGGCCACUGAUGCGCCGUCAUUGGCCUCAUAUUCAUCCAUUUUUGGCUCUGGACAUAAGACCUUGGAUGAUACUCGCACUCCGUCGCCUCUGGCCGAAGCAACAACAGGAUCCAGCUCCGAUGCAGGGCAAUGGCGAACUUCGAGGUUGACGUUGAAGAAACUGGGCAAGGCUGACAUCACCACGACAGCCCUGGACAACAGUCUAUACGCUGCUCUGGCUCCAUUUGAAGACCCGCUAAAUGGCAACGGUCCGUCGAGAAGUGGCACAACAACGCCGAUUUCGUCAAACCCGAGCAAUGGCGACAUACCGGGACGCAGGGCCCGCUUUCUGGCAGUCGGCACGGACCAUGGCAAGGUCAUCGUUUGGAAUGUGCGAGACGUUAGCCUCGAUACUGUCGAGCCUGUCUUUGCCGUUCAGACCGAGUCACCUGAUGUCACAAGCCUGGCGGUCUCGGCCUUGUACCUCGUCGCUGGCGGGAGCGAUGGUCUUGUCCAAGCCUGGGACCCUCUCGCAUCUACGACGGAGCCUAUCCGAACCCUAAGUUCCAAGUCCUCGGGAAGAGCGCCGCGUCAUAUCGUAAAUGCCAACCCAACUUUGCGGCUGGCCGAUUAUUCAGCAUGUCCUGCCAUUUUUCUUGAUCCAGAUGCUACCUCAUUGAGAGGCAUCUUGUGUUUUGGGACCUUCAUACGGUAUUGGACCUACAGCUCUACAGCUCCUUCUACCGGGCGCAAGCGGCGUCUCCGUCACUCGGACAUACACGGGCGCCUGGCAAGCCGCCGUCAAGGCGAGGCAGUGAAGGGGUACAUUGCUGCAGAAGAGGCUGAGCUUCGGCGCGAGCAAGAGCAUCGAGCCCGUGAGCAGGCGAGGUUGCGCAGUCGUUUUGGUGUCGGCCUGGGCGACCUGACCGAAGAGGAGGCUAUCCGAUACGCUCAGAUGAUAUCUGAGGAGGCAUUUCUGUACGACGAGCAGCGACGCACAAGCGCCAGCGACACUGGGUCAGCUGCUGACAUGGGAGAGAUGAACUCAACUUCAGGGAGUCUCGACACUGUGACACCUGAUCCCAGUCUUUCGGGGCGCAGUCCGGCGGCCGGGCUGCCCAUAGUCGCAGAACAUCGCGGUCAUGGUAAUGAUGACGGGAAUGAAGACGACGACUUCGAGCAACAGAUUCAGCGAGCGCUCCGUCUCUCACUCAUGGAGGGUGGAGACAGCCUGGGCCAG
Messenger RNA from Cryphonectria parasitica EP155, 2871 nucleotides. RefSeq lists its product as uncharacterized. Lineage: Eukaryota; Fungi; Ascomycota; Sordariomycetes; Diaporthales; Cryphonectriaceae. Gene Ontology annotation, biological process: proteasome-mediated ubiquitin-dependent protein catabolic process. The annotation marks the transcript as partial. Gene Ontology annotation, cellular component: proteasome regulatory particle, base subcomplex; cytosol; nucleus. The transcript is spliced from 2 exons. Gene Ontology annotation, molecular function: polyubiquitin modification-dependent protein binding. The record is from RefSeq and is a predicted model, not a curated record.